UUAAUCAUAUAUAAUCACUCCACGAUUAAUGCCAUGUUUUUUGUUGUGGUUUGUAAUGUCUAUAUCUUAAAUAGUUCAUUCAGAUUGAAUGUUUUCCCACACUUAGGAAUGUGCUCUAUCAGCGAAAGCUAUAUAUUUAGUAUUUAGUCAGUAAUUGAUGUUGACAGCCUCAGAAGUUCAGGAAAUAUUCGAUACCCUCGGUGACACGGGAGACGACUUGGAGGGCGCUAAAACGAAAUUGGAUGAGUAUUUUCAACCAAAACGGAACAUAGCGUUCGAGCGCCAUUUGUUCAGAAAUGCGGCACAAGGUGAAACAGAGAAAAUCGACAGUUUUGUGACUAGGCUGCGCAAGUUGGCCGUAACCUGCGAGUUUGAAAAGCCAGAUGACAAUAUUCGCGACCAAAUCGUUGAAAAGUGCAAAUCGUCAAAAUUAAGGAAAAGGCUCCUAAAGGAAAAGGAACUAACUUUGAAAAACGCGAUGGAUAUAGCCCGAGCUGGCGAAAUUGUAGACGAGCAAGCAGACAGAUUUAAGGGCAGUGAAACGUUUUCAAACUCUGAUGUUAAUACUGUCAGACCGUCGGUGAAUCACCCAAAAAGGUACGGGAGUGAGAAAAGUUCACAGAGGGAUGCCACGUGUUUCCGUUGCGGGCGCAAGGGCCACAUUGCAAGGAAUUGUACAAUCACUAAGGACAAAAAUUGUAAUAAGUGCGGAAAAAAGGGACAUUUCGCAAAAGUGUGUAAAACGAAAUCGGAUACCCCCCGCACAAAACCAGAUCCUAAGCAGCACUACCAACAUAACCUUGAACAGCGAGGAGAUUGAAAUCCAGUCAGCUUGUUUUAAAGCUGCAGAUGCUGGAGACCAGAGUAUAAAUGCUGAAGUGAAAUAUGAACCUGAGAAUGCCACAGUGGUAUUAUCAUUCCCCAGUUCUCUCCAGCCAGGAAAUGGUCAACUAUCCAUCGACUUCACCGGUCAGCUGAAUGACAAGAUGAAAGGUUUCUACAGAAGCAAAUACUUGUCACCGUCCGGGGAGGAAAUGUAUGCAGCAGUCACACAGUUUGAGGCAACAGAUGCUCGACGUGCCUUCCCAUGUUGGGACGAACCGGCUGUGAAAGCUACGUUUGAUGUCACACUUGUUGUUCCUAAAAAUAGAGUGGCACUCUCUAACAUGCCAGUAAAAUCUGAGAAUGACUUGCCUGAGGACUCGGCGUGGAAGGUGGUGACUUAUGAGAGAACCCCAAUCAUGUCUACGUACCUGCUGGCUUUUGUUGUGGGGGAGUAUGAUUACGUUGAGGCCAAGGAUGCGGAUGGCGUGAUGGUCAGAGUCUAUACCCCCGUGGGGAAGAAGGAGCAGGGACAGUUUGCCCUCGAGGUUGCUGUUAAAACUCUACCAUUUUACAAGGACUACUUCAAGAUCGCCUACCCUCUACCUAAAAUUGAUCUCAUUGCUAUUGCUGAUUUUGCUGCAGGUGCCAUGGAAAACUGGGGGCUUGUGACAUACAGGGAAACAGCUCUGCUGAUCGAUCCAAAGAACUCCUCCUCCAAAACAAAACAGUGGGUGGCUCUGGUAGUCGGCCAUGAAUUGGCUCACCAGUGGUUCGGAAAUCUGGUCACCAUGGAAUGGUGGACACACUUGUGGCUGAAUGAGGGCUUCGCCUCCUGGAUUGAGUACCUUUGUGUGGACCACUGCUUCCCGGAGUUUGAUAUCUGGACACAGUUUGUGAACUCUGACCUGGGCAGGGCCCUGGAGAUGGAUGCUCUACACAACAGUCAUGCUAUAGAGAUUCCAGUUGGACAUCCAGAUGAGGUGGAUGAGAUAUUUGAUGCUAUCUCGUACAGUAAAGGGGCCUCUGUUAUCAGGAUGCUACACGACUAUGUUGGAGAUGAGAGCUUUAGAAAAGGCAUGAACCAGUACCUGACCAAAUUUAAGUACAAGAAUGCAGUCACCGAGGACCUGUGGGAAUCUCUUGGAACAGCUAGUGGAAAACCUGUGUUAGAUGUCAUGACAACCUGGACCAAACAGAUGGGGUACCCAGUAGUGAAGGUUACUGAGAGACAAGAUGGCAGUAAUAGAAUUUUGACCUUGACCCAAGAAAAGUUCUGUGCAAAUGGAAUACAACCAAAAGAUGGCUCAUAUACCUGGAUGGUUCCUGUGUCUAUUAGUGCAGCUAGUAAUCCAAAGAAACCAGCUGUAAUCACACUGCUGGACAAACCAACACAGGAAGUUACAGUUCCUAAUGUCAAACCAGACGAAUGGGUCAAGGUGAACUGCGAGUCCGUUGGUGUUUACAGAGUACAGUACACUUCGGAGACCCUGGACAGAUUCAUACCCGCCAUCAAAGAUAAGACCUUACCCCCAAGGGACAGACUCGGGCUUCAAAGUGAUCUGUUUGCACUGGCUCGGGCUGGAAUGAUCUCCACAGUGGACGUUCUGAAGGUUGUGGGGGCGUUUAUUAACGAGGACAAUUACACGGUGUGGAGUGACCUCUCCAGUAACCUUGGACAGAUCAGCAUUCUGUUACAGAACACGGACGGAUACAACGACUUCAAGGCCUUCAACAAAAGACUCUUCAAACCCGUGGCACAGUCGCUGGGCUGGGACUCCAAGGAGGGGGAAGGUCCCCUGGCAGCCAUGUUAAGAGACCUGGCACUGACGAGGCUAGGAAAGUGUGGGGAUGAGGAUACAAUAUCUGAGGCCAAGAAAAGGUUUGAUGCCCACGUCUCGGGGGAGAGUCCUCUCCCAGCAGAUCUCAAAGGACCGGUUUAUGUGACAGUGAUGGUUAAUGGAGAUGAAGACGCAUUCAACAAAAUAAUGAAGUUGUACGACGAGGCCGACAUGCAAGAGGAGAAAGUGCGGAUCAGCCGAUGUAUGGGGUCCAUUCAGAGUGACGAUCUGAAGAAGAAGGUGCUAGACUUUGCUAUGUCGGACAAAGUCCGAUCCCAGGAUACAGUGUUUGUGGUGGGAGGUGUUACAGGAACAGUCCAGGGGAGAGAACUCUGCUGGCAGUUUCUCCAGGACCGAUGGACUGACCUCCACGACCGAUACAAGGGCGGGUUCCUGCUGUCCCGUCUUGUCGAGGUUUCCACUGAGAACUUUGUGACAGAAGCACGAGCUAAGGAAGUAGAGAAAUUUUUUGAGAGUCACCCUGCUCCAGCGGCGGAGAGAAAAAUCCAGCAGUCAGUGGAGAACAUCCUGCUGAAUGCCAAGUGGAUGGAGCGCGAGUCUGCCAAGGUUGUGGAAUUCCUCCGAAGUCAGUGAGGCUAAACAAACUUUUCCAGCACAUCUAAUGUGACAAAGGGACCAGGAUUCUAAUGCUAAUUGUUGGCUGUGACUGCAUAAUCAAAAGUUUAAAUUCGCAAUUAUUUGAAUUGUUAUUUGUCUGAUAUUUUCUUUAGCCAUUGCAAUUAAACAGCUUACUGGU
This is a messenger RNA of Ostrea edulis (European flat oyster), 3420 nucleotides long. Its product is annotated as puromycin-sensitive aminopeptidase-like. Lineage: Eukaryota; Metazoa; Mollusca; Bivalvia; Ostreida; Ostreidae. The transcript has 19 exons. Gene Ontology annotation, biological process: proteolysis; peptide catabolic process. The record is from RefSeq and is a predicted model, not a curated record. Gene Ontology annotation, cellular component: cytoplasm. Bases 627 to 3257 code for a protein of 876 amino acids. Gene Ontology annotation, molecular function: metalloaminopeptidase activity; peptide binding; zinc ion binding.